UUGAUUAGCAAAAUCAAUUGAAUAUUCAAUACGCGGUGACGGUUGCUGCUAUUACUUAGCCUAACUAUAAAAAACUGUUUUCUUGUUAAUUUUAUCUCAUAGGAUAUACUCACUUAAACAGUACGAAAAUAAUUAAGUUCCACACGGAUGCGAUUUACGAAUGGUAUUGAGAAUGAAAAUCGUGGAAUGACUUUCACCGGAUACAUCGAUAAUUUGAUUAUAUGAAACAAAGGCCACUCGACACUAUUAUCCCAUCCGUGAUUACGUUGCGCCGGGAGCAGCCAGCUCGGGUUAGUCGCCGCGGGGACUCCAAAGCGGUAAAUACGGAGUCGCAAAUUCUGCUCCAAAUAAUUUAUUGUCACGAUUUCGAUUUGAAGAUGGUGCAGCAAGAUUUAACUUAGGUGCACAGCCUAUGGGGGGAAUGGCUCGCUGGAGCUCAUUGGUGUGAGUUCUGAGUGAGAUAGGUGACUGGGUUAGUGUAGUGUUGUGAAGUGUCUAGUCAUUAGUGAGUGAGGCCCAGGCCGGAAUGCCCUCCGUGAUGUUGUCUGCAGUGCUUGAAGAGGAGGCUGAUUUGUAUGAAGCUUUUCCUCCUCAUGUUGACCCAUCAGGGAUCACAAUUUUAACUGAUAGUCCUCCAGGCAAGAAAGCACCCCUCAAGACAUACGAAGAGAUCCAACCGCUCAUCCAACAGAGCCGCAAACGAGACCUCAAGCUCAUCAUUAGAGAGAACUCCUGGCCCAUCAAUAGCCCUAUCCGGGCCUCACUCUGGCCAGCCCUCUGCCGACAACAUCAACAUGGCAAAUCCAUGCUCGACGGCUUUUAUUGGGAUAUGGUUACGCAGGUGUUCGGAACCGUGGAGCUCCCAGACAAGCCGAUCAUGUUGCCGCCUUUUGUGGAGGCGACACACUGUCUCGGCUACCACUUGACUCGCAAAGGCAGAGCGGUCGCUGAUCGCGUGGUAUCUGUCCUUGGCUACGCCUGCCCCGACAUCACCUACAGCCCCAGCCUUUACCCCAUCACCGCAGCACUGUUACACUUUAUGCCUGAGGAAGAAUGCUACCACUGCAUGGCGAGUUUGGUCGCAUCGAAGGAGAAGAUGUUCAUCACUCAGACGAAACUGCUGAAUGAGGUCACAUGGAAAACUGUCAUGCAAAUCGCUAAGAAACAUGCCAAGUCGGCCGCGCAACAUCUCUUGAGGCUGUCGGGCGCCAUCGGGCCGGAAAGGAUCUAUGCAGACUGGCAGUGGUGGAUACUGGCAGCACUGCCUUUUCCUCAUCUCGUCAGAGUGCUGGAUUGCUUCUUCCAUGAGGGGCUGAAGGUGUUCUAUAGAGUGGCACUAGCGAUCUUGAUACUCUUCCACAAACACAGCACCAAUCAGAAUUCGGAAUGGUAUGCUGAAGCGACGAAGAAUGGCGUAGACCACGCCAUCGAUAAAUUUUGUAGGAACAUGCCAGCCUCUCCUACCAAGCUUUUACGUACUGCUUUUAGUAUUAGAGCGCUCAGUUCGCAGUACAUAUCUAGGGUGUUCAUCAAGACGGAAAUGACGCUCAAGUCGAAGCAGGUCAUCACGGGAAAUCGGCUUGUCCGGUCACGGUCGUCGGAUAAUCUUCCCACCAGCCAAUCACAGGUCAAUAUCCAGAUGAUGUCGCACACUCUAACUAUACGCGAGAGUCCAAGGUCCUCUCACCUGGCCCUGUGGUUCCCAUUCCCUAAUGCGGUGUUCAGCGAUCAGCAGCAGCAUUCUUCAGACCUCAGACAGAAGCUGUUCACACUGUGGUCAUGGCUGCCUGUCCGUAUAACGAUGUACCAGCCUGUGCUGUUAUACACCACUGAGGAGCAUGGAUGUUCACUGACCACUUUCUAUGUGAGGGUUGAACAUCACGAACCAACACUGCUGAUGAUCAAGACAUGUAACAACGAGGUAUUUGGUGCGUACUGCUCGACAAGAUGGUUCGAGAGGAAUCAGAAGGACGAAAGAGGAAACAGACAGGCCUACUUUGGAACUGGCGAGACUUUCCUAUUCAGCCUUUACCCUGAGCGCGCAAAAUACCCAUGGGUUGGGUGUUCGGCCGGAGAUGGCAAAGAAGACCAACGAGUAGCUCACGGCUCCGAACUUUUUAUGGCGGCAGACUCCAAAAUGAUCACCAUAGGCGGAGGAGACGGUCAAGCUAUAUGGAUGGAUGAAAACAUCCGAUACGGCAAGACGGAUCGCUGCUCUACCUUCAACAACCCUCCCCUCUGUCCCUCGGGAGACUUCGAGAUCCGCGUCUUGGAGGUGUACGGCUUUGCGGGCGCGUAAGGACGACGGUCCUGAAGGAGUAAUGUAAUCUCGAUUGUUCAUUGAGUUAGUGUUUGUAAAUUCGAUGUACUUUGGGGCCGUUCAUAAAAUACGUCACACUGAAAUCAGCUUUUUUUGACCCCCUCCCCCCCAUUGUCACGCUGCGUCACACUCUUUGUGACCCCCCCUAGAAAUAUUUCGUCACAAAAACUAAGACCCCCCCCCCCCCCCCCUACUGAGUAUGAUAAAUUCUAGAGAAAUAGUAUUUUCAUUUGUUACUGAAUCGAGAGCGCAGGGUACGUGGAAACAUUACUCUCUCAAGUAUUGGAAAAACAAAGAAACCCGUUGUGAGCGCUCAUGUCAUGUAAUAAACGGCGAACGUCACGCUGCCCUAUACCCCCCCCCCCUCCUCCCCUUGUCACAUCUUGUCACACUCGGCCAAACCCCUCCCCCCCCUUGUAUGCGAACGUAGUUUAUGAACGGCCCCUUUUUGGCAAUGCCGGUCGAGGUCGUCAAUAGAUUUAAUGAUUUCACUUUGAGCGUCGUUUCUGUAUUGGAUCGGCCCGAUUUGCGAUUUAUUGAUCACCCCUUGCCGCCUAACAGACUGUGUAGAUGUAUUCCUAUUUAUUGUACCCCGUAGUUAUCGUAACACAGCUGUCCGAACAAGACAACGAAACGGGGACUCUAGGUUGUUUCUUUAGACGUAUGUAAGUACAAAAUGGAUGUAUCGUACCUACUCGGAUGUAUUACGCUUAUUGUAAAGCAAUAUUUGUUGGGCCUAGUCGUGGGAUUGUGAACUGUGAACAUUCCAGUGAUAAUAAGGUCCACUAAAGCAUAUUAACGCGUGGUUUAAUUGGCAACGACAGUAUUUAAUGAAUUAUCGCUUAAGGCUUUUUAGGCGUGACUCUUUGCUCACAAAACGUACCAAAGAUGUUUAUUGUUGUCUGUUAGCGAAUGUUUUUGAGACAAAAUUUCUAACGUUGAUUCACGCACAAAUCACUAUAUUUGGUCAAACAUAUCGUUGAUGCUCGUAGAUUUUAUCAAUAUAUUAUAAUGGUAUAAGUAUAAGCAUUCGCUUAACAGACUCGGGACUGCUGUAAAAGAAAUGCGAUUUGAUAAGUAUUACGGUUUCUGGUUAAAUCAACUUUACAGUAGUUCUUUAUAACAGUUCCAAAUUCAUUGAGAGUAUUAUUGGGUCUGUGUUGGUGAGAAAAGUGCCAAAAACGGACCAUCAGAUAAUGUGGCUGGUUUGGUAUUGUCUCUAUUCGCACGUUUUACACGAGCAGUGUAAUAUUAAAUUUUGACAUAAUUAGCUGAGUGUAUUUUCGUCGAAGAAAGAAAUUUUUCCAGUUUUAUAAUAUUACUUAAUGUAAUUAAAAUGUUUAGAGGACAAAUAUAAAUUCUAUUACAUAUCCCUGUCAGUACAAAGGGGUUGCGUUCAUAUGGCCCGCGGCUUGUCUACGAAUCUGUAAAUAUUGUUUCUUAUUAUUUUUUUUAUUUAUUAUGAUCUAUAAAAUGGCAGUCGUAAUAAAGACGGUAGGGUAGGAAAGCCGGGUGUUGCCAUGCCUCGGUCAUGUUUGAAGCCUAAGACUUGUUUUUAAAUUCAGAUUAUUUAUGUAACUUAUUGUAGGUAACGCGUAAUGAUUAAUGUAUAUUAAUUUCUGCCUUUGCGAAACGUGAUCGGUCACAGUUCGCGUCUGGGAAAUUAUUGUUUCGCUCAAUUGUUUGAGUUUACGGCGACAUUGUUUGCCGCAGAGGCGCGGUUUAUUGCUGUUAGCUAUUUGUCGUUAAUCAGUGUAAAGUCUAGUCUUUAUCCUGUUUUUAUUCUAUAUCGAUAUGUCUAUUUACGAAUUGAUAUUUAAAAUUGUGCGUUUUGCUCCGUUCGGGAGGCUCGUAGGCUCGUGGUUAGUUAGAUUAAGUACAUGUAAAGUAUAAAGUUAUUCGUUCUCCCUUUCAGUAUUGUGAUGUUGAAUGUUCGAGUUGAGUGAAUGUUAGUGCGCUGUUACGAAUUACGUACUGUUACAUUCGAAUAGUUUAUACUCCGCUAAAUGGCGACGGUAGAACUCGUUUAUUGUAAUGUGAAUGUUGCUUUAUGUCUACAAAAUAUAUAAUCCCAUACAUA
Pieris rapae (cabbage white) is the source of this 4400-nucleotide messenger RNA. It is a transcript of the gene sky, whose product is annotated as GTPase-activating protein skywalker. The record is from RefSeq and is a predicted model, not a curated record. NCBI's taxonomy places the organism in Eukaryota, Metazoa, Arthropoda, Insecta, Lepidoptera, Pieridae. The transcript has 14 exons. Bases 527 to 2299 code for a protein of 590 amino acids.